AUGGCAACCAUCCAAAAUACGACGAACAUCAACCCGCAAUUCGAAGCGCAACUCAUCAAGUCCACGACACUCGUAUUCAACGUCAACUUGUUCAUCUAUGCCCUCAUUGCGGUAGUCGCCAUCCUCCGUGUACCACACCUUAUCGGUCUCUUCGGAACCACUUCUGAGUGGUACAGCGGUCACUUUCUUCACUACUCGGAACCAAAGGAGGAGAAGGUUCGCGUCCAACGCAAUGAUUCCAGCAGGACGAUCGUGGCCCGUCACAACUCUACCAAGUCCGUUGGCAGGAACAACUCGACAAAAACGACGCUCAACCGGAAUGCAUCGACCAAGACGACUCUCGAGCGACAUAAUUCCACUAAAACCGUCGUAGGCGGUAAAGAGGAAGAAUACGCCAUGGACGAUUACGCACUGCCGUACAGCGGUGGUAACCACCGUCGCCGGGGACAGGUUGAACGCGUCGACGUGAAGUAUCCACCUCAUUUCGCUGUCGUCCCGCCCUUCUUCCGUCCAUUGCUUUCGUUGUCACGGGUACGCCUGUUCGACGGGUACUCGACCGGUCAACUUGCGCUCCUGGCCAGUUACUUUUACACCCUCGUCUACGCCACAUUCUUCAAGUCCAACCCCUUCAUCGAUGCUACCCGUCCCGCUUGGGUGGCUAUCUCACAGAUGCCGCUGUUGUUCGCAUUGGCGCAGAAGAAUAGCCUUUUGGGCUCCCUUCUCGGUUAUGGAUAUGAAAAGCUCAAUUACAUCCAUCGUUUCGUCGGCAAGCUUGUCAUAUUGGCUUCCAAUCUCCACUCGAUAUACUACUUCUACCGAUGGACCGCCGCGGGAACCUUUUCGCAGGCAAUCGCUCGUCCAAAGAAUGCCUGGGGGAUGGUCGCCCUCAUUUUCAUGGACUUGAUGUACAUCUUCUCCACUCAGUUCUGGAGAUCCAAGGCGUACAACCUCUUCAUAUGGUCCCACACUAUCCUUUUUGCGCUCCUGCUUCCAGCUGUCUACCUCCACCAACCGAGCCUCCUUCCUUACGUCCUAGCCUGCGUCUUUCUCUAUGGCGCCGACAGGGCCAUGCGUAUCCUCAAGACCCGUAUCACCACCGCGACUAUCAUCACCGUCCCCGAACUCGACAUCACCCAAGUCGAGAUCCCCUCGCUCAACUCUGGUUGGCGUGCAGGUCAGCACGUCCGCCUCCGCGUCAUGUCUCGCGGGAUGGGCUGGUUCGGCCUGACUGAGGUGCACCCCUUCACGAUCGCCACAGCCCCCAACUCGCACGACGGCCUCAUUCUCAUGUGCAAGAACGCCGGGGACUGGACGAGGCGGCUUGGCCAGCUUGCCAAGGAACGGGGGUAUGAUGUUGGCGAAACCAGGGUCAAGGUGUGGGUUGAGGGCCCGUAUGGUGGGCCUGGACGGAUGAUUUUCCCGAGUUUUUCGGGGGUGGUGUUGGUUGUUGGAGGGAGUGGUAUUACAUUUGGGCUGGCGAUGCUCCAGGAUUUGGUGGCGAAGGAUUUGAAAGGCGAGAGUAGAGCCAAGUACAUCGAGUUGGUGUGGGUCUGUCCGGAUGCCGCAUCCGUCGCACCCCUCGCUUCCCUCUUCACCGGCCUCAUCCAACAAAGUAUCUACACGCCCAUCCGCAUAUCAGUCUACUACACCCGCGCAAUCUCCUCGAAGCUCCCUUUCAGCACAGGUGGCAAAGACGCCUCGCCCCACCUCCCGAUCGCGUUCCACCCGAAUUUCACGCUGACGCCAGGUCGACCUAAGAUCGGCAAAGCGUUGGACUCGGCGAUCGCGAAGGCUGUGAGUCUGGGGCCUGGGCGGAAGGGGGAGGAGGGGAUUAUGGGUGUGGCUGUUGGUGUGUGUGGGCCUGCGGGGCUUGGGGAUGACGUUGUGAAGGCUGUGGCGGGGAUUGAUGCUGCGCGGAGAGACCAGGUUGGGGGGAUUGAGAUUCAUGAAGAAACUUUUGGAUGGUAG
Messenger RNA from Coprinopsis cinerea okayama7#130, 1968 nucleotides. RefSeq names its product ferric reductase transmembrane component. The record is from RefSeq and is a predicted model, not a curated record. Gene Ontology annotation, cellular component: plasma membrane. NCBI's taxonomy places the organism in Eukaryota, Fungi, Basidiomycota, Agaricomycetes, Agaricales, Psathyrellaceae. The transcript is spliced from 6 exons. Bases 1 to 1968 code for a protein of 655 amino acids. Gene Ontology annotation, molecular function: ferric-chelate reductase activity. Gene Ontology annotation, biological process: iron ion transport; copper ion import; intracellular iron ion homeostasis.